Molecule: messenger RNA, 912 nt
Organism: Gasterosteus aculeatus aculeatus (three-spined stickleback)
Lineage: Eukaryota; Metazoa; Chordata; Actinopteri; Perciformes; Gasterosteidae
Source: RefSeq, a predicted model, not a curated record
AAUUGCACUGCGCUGCUUGGUCUGCUUGGUGGGGGAGACGAUUCUUAUCCAACAAGAUGUGCUGGAGACGUCUUGGAUUUGUUCUUUUGGCUUGUUUUCCAAGAUUACUUCAUGCCAGCAGACCGGAUGCUGGAAAUGCUGGAGUUUCAACUGACAGUCAGAAACAACAGGACACUGGGGGAAUGUCUACCACCCCUGGCUUGAAUGAGGGAGACAUUAAACCGUUAUACACAAAGGUCGUACACUGUGGAGAACACCAACAUGUUGCAAACGGUGAUGUUGUGGAGCGGAAUGCUGUGUUUCUGAAAUACCAAUGUAAUGCCUAUUACGUACUAGUGGGUUCAGACACCGUGACGUGUAACAGCAAUGGCCGCUGGUCACAUUUACCCAUCUGCAAAGAAGCGUUUUGCUUCCUGGAUCCUGCUCGAUUGGCCAAUUUAAAACCAUCUGUAAAUUACUAUAUAAAGGAAGGAGAGGAGAAUUCUAUUCCAUGUAUUUGGGAUGAUGUUUCCAGAAAGGUUACGUGCAUCAAUGGAAAAAUGAUUUAUACCCUGUGUUGUACAGGUUAUGACCAUAAUCGUGGAGCUUGCUGUUGCGUUACAGAGGAUGAUGCAUGGUGGGAUCGUCCUUUUUCAGAGCCAAGAGGCUCCACCGGAAAACAACUGUACCCAAAAAUGUGUGAUUCCUGAUUGUAAAAAUGACAAAAUGGUGUUGUUAUCUCAACAUGGUAUCGAGUUCUGUCAAGACAAUAAGAGAGUAUCACAUUUCACCAAAGCAAAGUAUUGGCUGUGAACAGCUUUUACUUUACUCUUAGAACUCAUCCGAUUGAAUCGUGUAACAUAAUAGGUGUGUUUUAGAUGUCCUGUUGUAAAGACCUGCAUGAAUAAACAAUGGAGUUUAUUUUUCUGUGUA